This is a messenger RNA of Dujonia railenensis, 1740 nucleotides long. NCBI's taxonomy places the organism in Eukaryota, Fungi, Ascomycota, Pichiomycetes, Serinales, Debaryomycetaceae. The record is from the annotation of a GenBank genome assembly.
AUGCCUGGAUACCUUAGAGCUGUACUCAACCCAAUUAUUGGUGCAGAAAAACAAAAACCCGAUGACUACGUUGAAGAUGACAGUUCGGAUGCUCAAUUCUCUAUCGGUGCUCCCGUGGAAAAGAUUAAUCCAUUAGGAUAUAAUUUAGAUUACUUUACGGCAUACUUCAUGGCCCUUCAAGGAGUUAUUGGAACUGGUAUUUUCGCCAACCCUGCUAGUAUUUUAAAAUCUAUAGGCUCUGUCGGUGCUAGUUACGUACUUUGGGUCACUGGGUUUAUCAUCGCUAUGUUGCAAAUUUUAGUAUAUAUUGAGUUUGUAACUUAUUUUAAGCGUCGUUCUGGUGGAAAUGUCGUCUAUUUGGAACAGUCUUAUCCAAAGCCAAAAUUUUUAGUUGCCUCAACUUAUGCUGCUGUUAGUGUUAUCUUGUCUUUCCUGACUUCAUCAGCGAUUGCAUUCGGACUGUACAUAUUAGCAGCUGCUAAUUAUGAUGCUACUGCCUGGCAACAAAGAGGUGUUGGUGUUGCCGUAUUGACGUUUGUUUGCGUAUUGACCAUUGCCAACUCAAGACUUGCACUUCAACUUUCGAACUUAUUGGGUUUCAUUAAAACAGUUUUUGUUAUCUUCAUUGCAAUUACAGGUCUCGUAGUUCUUGGAGGAAAUACAAGAGUUGAAAACCCAACUAAAGUGUUCCAUAAUUCGUGGGAAGGGACAACUAAAGAUGGGAAUGCAAUUUCAAAUGCAAUUAUCAAAGUUGCUUUCUCCUAUGGUGGAACACAAUAUCUCUUUGCAAUUGCUGGUGAAGCCGACCCCAGAAAAACUAAAAAUAUGUUUAAGUAUUUCCUUCCAGGUGUUAUGUUUUCAAUUUUCAUCUUUUACUUAUUGAUUAUUACGGCCUUCUAUGCUGGUAUCGGAGACGUCGAUACAAUUAAAAAAUCAGGCAGUUUAGUUUCAGCAGUAUUUUUCAAAAGUGUUUUUGGAACCGAAAAAGCUGCUACAGCUUUGGAUGUUUUCGUUGCGCUCUCAGCAUUGGGUCAUUUACUUGCGGUUGUAGUCGGUCAAUCGAGAUCAAUCAGAGAAUGUGGUAGACAAGGUGUUUUACCUUAUGCAAGCUGGUGGACGACUACCAAACCCUGGGGAACUCCUGUUUUACCUGUAAUUGCCAUAUGGAUUGUCAACAUCAUAGUGCUUCUUGCACCACCCCCAGGUGAUGCAUAUAAUUUUGUGGUUGAUAUCGGUUCAUAUUCUGGAUAUAUAUUCAGCUUAUUAUUGGUUGUCGGAUUAUUGCUUGUCAGAAAAUCCAGGAAAGCUGAGGGCUUAGGAUACGAAGGGUUCAAAGUUCCAUUGCCAAUAGUUGUUAUUGUUAUUUUAUAUUCUAUAUUUGUUAUUGCCCUUGCAUGGGUUCCUCCUUCUGAUGGUACAUUGAUUGGGUCAGAUGUUUCAUUUUUCUACGCUGCCUACACAAUUACGACAGUUGGUUUACUUUUGUUGUGUGUUGCAUAUUACUAUGUUUGGGGUAGAAUCUUACCUAAAAUCUUUAAGUAUGAGCAUAGAACAUCGUACUACACGUUGGAAAACGGAGAGAAAGGUCACACUGUUAUUAAAGUUCCCUAUGCGGAAUUGGCAGAAUGGGAUGCUCACCAUGAUAGUAAUGGAAGACUACUUGAAAGCGAUGACUUAAGUUCUCUCAAUGUGGUUGACGUUGACCAUGGGGAAGAAAUUGGAAAAAAAGCCUCUCCAUAG